AUGGUAAUGAUGAAUGAGGAAUAUAUUGCACUUACCAAGCCUCAAUACUUUUUUAUUGUUGCUUGUGCAUUUUUAGGUACUUUAGGUGUUAUGGGAUGGUGUCAAAAUCCAUUCGAUAUUAUUCUUGGUCUUGCCAAUAUGCCAUUAAUGAUUAUUGGUGUUAGAGGUAUUCAUAAAAGAAAGAAGCCAUGGUUAUGGAUUUUUAUGUGGGCAAUGGUAGCAUUAGGUAUUUUAUAUUCAAUCUCACUUGCAGUAGUUUUAAUUCUUUAUUAUAAACAUAGAAAAGAUGAAGAUUUUAAAACUUCAAACUUUGGUUUUGUUCCAGAUGUUGUUGUUGAUGCCAUUAAAGCCCUUUAUUGUUUGGGAUUGGCCAUUUUUACAUCAUUUAUUAGAAAAACUUUAGACCAAACAUAUAAAAAACCAUCCAGCCAAAUGAAUCGUAUUUAA
Messenger RNA from Dictyostelium purpureum, 447 nucleotides. RefSeq lists its product as uncharacterized. The record is from RefSeq and is a predicted model, not a curated record. The transcript is spliced from 5 exons. The coding region runs from base 1 to 447 and encodes 148 amino acids. Lineage: Eukaryota; Evosea; Eumycetozoa; Dictyosteliales; Dictyosteliaceae.